ACGCGGCGGUUUGCGGGACGCGUCCGGGCCGACGAGUGCGACCGGCAACAGUGUCAUCCAACCGCUCCGACGCUAUGCGCCGCCACCGGUUCGUCCUGACAAUACUGUUACUGUUGCCGGCCGUCCGGGCCGCGGUCGACACGGGAAACGCACAGCGCGCACGGCCCAAAAACGAUGAUUCGUCCCUCAACAGCCUGGAAGACGUGGACCUCAGCUGCGACGGAGGCAGAUGCGGCUCGAACGAAGACGACGCGUCGAGUUGGACUACCACCAAGAAACCAAAUAUUUUUCAACUGACCAAUAAAUCAUGUCCUGUGUUCGAAUUGCCUUCAGUUUUCCCUCGGCAAAACUGUAACACUGACAGAGACUGUUGGCCCAGAAUAUGCUGUGCAUAUGGCGGACUUAAGGGUCAGAAAUACUGUCGGAUUCCUUUGCCAAGUUGGCGAAACGAUUUACUAAAGACCAUUACAAAAAGCCUCCGGUCGAACCGGCCAGGAUACCUACAGUGCAGCGCGCCGCCGCCCAAGCGGUACGACCUGUUCCCGCGGAAGUGCCGGUCCACCGUGGACUGCUUGCCGGACCUGUGCUGCCCGGAGAACGGCAAGAACGUGUGCCGGCCGCCCAAGGAAUCGAUAAUGCCGCUCGUCGACCGACUGUCCGUUCGCACCGCCGCCGCAUUCCGUUUGCCACCCCCGUCCAGGUCGCGGCGGCGGCGGCGGCGGCGUCCGUCUUAACCCUACACAAGUGGACACCCCGACAACACACGUUCCAUUACACCUCUGAAGGCUCAUCAUCGUCACCCCUCUUCAAUCCCUUUCUUCUCUAUCAUAUCCAUCCAUCACACACACUCUCUCUCUUUUUCACUCUUUUUUUGUGUGUGGUUAACGAUGAUGACUUCACACGUCACCUACCACGUCCGUGUCGCAGAGUAAAAAAAAAUAAAAUAAUUUAUGUAUUUGAGAUUCGUAGGCAAACUGAACGCUGUAUUGUUUUAAUCGAUUCAAGACCGUAGUGAAUAUUUUCAGCAUUGCAAUACAAUUCAAUAAACACCACAUAAUUGUAAGUACUGCAAUGGAUCCACGGACUCGUUGAAUAUUUCGUUAACUCAUUCCUUUCGAGUAGAACGUGAACGAAAUUCUCACGCGUAAUGGAUUUGCUCACUUUUCAGACUGUUCAAAUCGCGUUUAAAUUACUAUUUUUGAUCGAUUUAUUUUUAUUUGAAUAGGAAAAUGCAUGUAAUCGUAUAAUAUAAUACAUUUGUACAGCAAUACACAUUACGGCUAGAUAACCAGAUAGUCAAAAAUAUUUAUUAUUGUUUUCCGCCAUUUUUCGUAAUUGAAAUAUUAUUAAAAUAAAUAUGGCAUCAUCGACGACUGUAGAAUGCGAUUGUCUUUAAAAAUUAAAAAUAAAUAAUUUAGACGAACAUCAUACAAACACACAAAUCCAUAUACUUUAUGUAAUUGUUUACAGUGAAUUCGUACAGAUUUACUAUUUAAAAUUCAUUGUUUUCUGCAAAACGUAUUUUACGGUCACAUACUGGAAGUAUACCUGUACAAGGUUUUCUCAGAUGUAAGCAACAUCAUUCCAAUGGUCAAUUUUGGUCCUGUUGAAAUAUUUUUAAUCGUAAUAUGUACCGAAACGAUCAUUAUUAUUAUUAUUAUUAUUUUUAUGCGUUCGAAAUCUAGUCAAUUAUAAAUCGCUGAUCGGGAACUACUACUCCCGCGAACGAAGUGACUAUGUAAAAACGGUUAAAACCCUUAUUCUUGUUUAAUUUUAUCGCAUGCUGAGUACCUUGAAUACAUUUUAUGUUUAUAAAUGGUAUACCGUAUGUCUAGGUACUAUUAUUGUUACUGUAUUGUUGUACGUGUUUGCGUGUAAUACGAAAACAGUAAAUCGGUCCAAACGCGUCACGCUCGCCGUCCACUUGACUACUCGUUCAAUAGGAUUACUAUCACGAUAGACUUAAAUCUACUAUAAUGAAUUAUUAGUUUUUCCUUUGGUGGAGAAGUCCUUCGUCGGAGAUUUAUGACAUAAUAACUAUUUCCCUCCAUCCUCUUGCGGCCGUCAAUUCUCCCCUCCGUGUACACAAUCACUCCGCACCGAUUACGGGAAUUCAAGUUAAUAUUAUCCAAGAUAAUAUUUUUACGUACGAUCUAUAUUCCAUGUUAACACUUUUAUGACACGUUUUCUUCGGACGU
Sipha flava (yellow sugarcane aphid) is the source of this 2198-nucleotide messenger RNA. RefSeq lists its product as uncharacterized. The record is from RefSeq and is a predicted model, not a curated record. Bases 75 to 734 code for a protein of 219 amino acids. The transcript has 4 exons. Lineage: Eukaryota; Metazoa; Arthropoda; Insecta; Hemiptera; Aphididae.